UUCCACCGUUUCAAAUUCGCUCGCUUUGUUAUUUCACCAAACCCUACUGCUGUGCCACCACUUUCCACAGCCCAAUUGCGCUUAGUCCUUUUGAUCACCCGUGUUGGGAAGAGAAGGCCCCCCCCCGCCCCCGUCCAUACGCGAACCACAACCAGAAAAACUUGCAGCUUAAGCAGAUGGUAUAUAGAAGAUUACAUCAUGGCAGCAUUGUGAACUUGGUGGGGUACACCGCAGAAAGGUAGCAGCAUGCUUCUUGGAGCAGGAAUAUUUUGUUGAGUGAUCCGUUCUACAUUCUUGGGUAAGACAAUGGCUUAGUGGCAAUUUUCUAUAGCCGUCUAUCUAUCCUUGUCCAGUGCUACUCCAGAUCAGAAAUCGUAUACAGAGAAAAAAAGGGAGAACAAAAAGUAAUAAAGACCCUUAUUAAAUUCUCUUUUUAUCUCAUUGGAAUACUGUUUUCAAUGGGUUCAGCAUAUGGUAAAACAUCUGUGGUCAAGGAAUGGAUAUGUCAGAUGCAGUUAUAGUAAAAUCCAGCAGAUUGAAAUCUGUUGUGUGGAAUGAUUUUGAUAGAGUAAAAAAGGGCGAUACAUAUGUGGCAAUCUGCAGGCAUUGUAAGAAGAAACUUAGUGGAUCAAGUACCAGUGGAACAUCACAUUUGAGGAACCAUUUGAUCAGGUGUCGGAGAAGAACUAAUCAUGGCGUAACUACAUUUUUUUCAUCAAGGGAAAAGAAAAAGGAAGGAACUCUUGCCCUUGUAAAUAUUGAGCCAGAGCCAAAAAAAGAUGAGGUGCUGAGUGUGGUGAACCUGAGAUAUGAGCAUGAGCAGGUGAAAGAUGAAAGUAUAGGCAUUGGAAAUACUAGUUUGGAUCAAAGGCGGAGUCGAUUUGAUCUGGCCCGAAUGAUAAUUUUACACGGGUACCCAUUGUCUAUGGUUGAGCAUGUUGGAUUUAGAGUCUUUGUUAAGAAUCUCCAGCCACUGUUUGAGCUUGUGACAUUUAAUAGACUUGAGGAUUACUGCAUGGAAAUCUAUGCGAAAGAAAAGCAGAAGGUGUUUGAAGUAUUGGAUAAAUUACCUGGAAAAAUCAGCCUUGGUGUCGAUGUUUGGACUGCUUCAGAUGAUGCUGAAUACUUGUGUUUGACAGCACAUUACAUUGAUGAAGCUUGGCAAUUGAAAAAGAGUGUUUUAAGCUUUUUUUUAAUUGAUCCUUCACAUACAGAGGACAUGCAUUCAGAAGCUAUCAUGUCAUGUCUGAUGGAUUGGGAUAUAGACCGUAAGUUGUUUUCUAUGACGUUUGAUCAUUGUCUUCCUGUGAACGAAGGCAUCGUUGACAAAAUUAGAGAUCGACUAUCCCAAAACAGAUUUCUUUAUUGUAAUGGGCAAUUAUUUGAUGUUCGUUGCGCAGCGAAUGUACUGAACUUGAUGGCUCUAGAUGCCUUGGAAGCAUUAAAUGAGGUAACCAGCAAAAUCCGGGAAAGUAUUCGCUACUUCAAAAGUUCACAAGCAGUACAGGUGAAGUUCAAUGAGAUGGUUGCUGAAGCUAGAGUUGGGAGUCAAAGAUGCUUGUGCCUUGAUAAUGCUACUCAUUGGAACUCUACAUAUAAUAUGCUUGAUGUUGCAUUGGAGUACCGAGCAGCAUUUUCCUUUCUGAAAGAAAAUGACUCUGGCUACAUAAUGUGCCUGUCUGAUUUGGAGUGGGAAAGAGCAAGUGUCGUAACUAGCUACUUGAAGCUCUUUGUCGAGGUUACAGGUGUUUUCACAAGGAGUAAGUAUCCAACUGCAAAUAUAUAUUUUCCUGAGAUCUGUGACAUUCACCUAAAAUUGAAUGAAUGGUGUACAAACCCGGAUGAUUAUCUCAGUUCUCUGGCUGCAAAUAUGAGAAAAAAGUUUGAUGAGUAUUGGGAUAAAUGCUACCUGGCUUUAGCAGUUGCUGCCAUGUUGGAUCCUCGGUUCAAAAUGAAGUUGAUAGAAUAUUACUAUCCACAGUUAUUUGGUAGUAAUGCUUCAGCGUUUAUUGAGGAUGUUUCCGAGUGCAUCAAGGCUCUCUACAAUGAACAUUCGAUUGUCUCGCCAUUAGCUUCUUUGGAUCAAGGUCUGGCUUGGCAAGUGACUGGUGCUACUGGAAAAGAUGGUAGGGAUAGACUUACGGGAUUUGAUAAAUACCUGCAUGAAACUACUCAAAGUCAAGGCUCAAAGACUGAUUUGGAUAAGUACUUGGAGGAGCCUCUAUUUCCUCGAAAUGUUGAUUUCAACAUAUUAAAUUGGUGGAAAGUUCACACUCCCAGGUAUCCUAUACUAUCUAUGAUGGCAAGGAAUAUUUUGGGAAUUCCCAUGUCGAAAGUUGCUUUAGAAUCGGCAUUUACCUCUGGAGGAAGGGUUCUCAAUCAUCAUUGGAGUUCAAUGCGUCCCACUACUGUUCAGGCAUUGAUGUGUUCACAAGAUUGGAUACGGACAGAGCUAGAAAGUUGAUUCUUUCCCCUUUUUUUUGGUUCAUCCUGAAUUCCAAUUUUGCUUAUCCUGUCUAAAUUUACUUAAGAAGUUAUCUGUAUCUUCCUUGAUUCCCUGUAUCUGACAGUUUUUCUGUCUAAAAGAUUCAACAAAUCCAGCCAACCUGAUGAUGACGAUGCAGAUAAAAAGUCUUUUUGUACAGCGUAUGGUGAUUAGUUUUGCCCUAAAAGCUUUGCCAUGCUUUUGCGGUGCAGUUUAUGGUAUGGAGCUCUUUUGCAGCUUAGUUAAAUUGGGAUGAAUCAGUUCUUAUAUAUGAAAUUUCUAGUUGUUUGAUAUUUUUAGAUUACAAACUUUGUGGUAUGAUAUCAAAGACUUCGUUUAGUCAAGUCAUGAGCGUGUCAAAGCUGUGUAUAAAUUCUUAAUUAGGUCGGGAA
Carica papaya (papaya) is the source of this 2877-nucleotide messenger RNA. Its product is annotated as zinc finger BED domain-containing protein RICESLEEPER 1-like. The record is from RefSeq and is a predicted model, not a curated record. NCBI's taxonomy places the organism in Eukaryota, Viridiplantae, Streptophyta, Magnoliopsida, Brassicales, Caricaceae. Gene Ontology annotation, molecular function: protein dimerization activity; DNA binding.